Molecule: messenger RNA, 4656 nt
Organism: Aspergillus alliaceus
Lineage: Eukaryota; Fungi; Ascomycota; Eurotiomycetes; Eurotiales; Aspergillaceae
Product: P-loop containing nucleoside triphosphate hydrolase protein
Exons: 3
Coding region: 1-4656 (1551 amino acids)
Biological process (GO): transmembrane transport
Cellular component (GO): membrane
Molecular function (GO): ATP binding; ABC-type transporter activity; ATP hydrolysis activity
Source: RefSeq, a predicted model, not a curated record
AUGACAGUCAACCCCGAGAUUUUGUCAAUCACAACUGGUGUUCUUGGGUUGUUAUUAAUAGCCCUGAAUACAGCACCAGCAACACUCAAUGUUGUCCACCGACUGUCGAGCAGAUCUCAGCCCAUACGGCUGGAGACAUUGCUACUGAGCGAACCGGGUUACCAGGAUGAGGAUGGAGAAGCGACCGAGUCAUCCCUGCUGGAGUUCUCUGAUUCCUGGCAGAGAGUUGCCAUCGCGAUAUUAUCUGUGGUCGGGCUAGAACUUUCGCUCGCGUCAGCAAUUGUCUGCCUCCAGACCGGCCAGAGCUACUUCAUUAUCCCUUUCUGGUUGCUCUUAGGGAGUUGGGCUCUGCUUUGCCUACAGUCUGUUGCUUUUUUUACAGAGUCGUCGACGGUGGAACGGUAUCGGCUGAGCAUCUAUUCGUUCUGGGCGAGCUCACUCACAGUCGCGGUUCCCUGCAUUGAGGUCAGCUUGCUCUGGUCUGCUGGCUACAACGUCAACCCCGGACACGUACAGACGGUCCUUGUCAUAAGUCAACUUAUUGCAGCAUCACUGCGCAGCCUGUGCUCGAUUCUUAUACCCCGUCGGCCGAACGUAUAUCAUGAUGGACAAGUCGUUGACCAAGAGCUCACCUACAGCGUAUAUAGUCGAUUUACCUUCAGCUGGGUCAAUGGAUUGAUGAAAUAUGCCGCGGAAAAUAGAAGUCUUGAAAUUGACAGCCUACCGAAGCUACCGUUCGCCAUCCGUUCCGAAAAUCUCUACAGGUGUCUUGAGGAGACCCGUCAGUCACGCAAGCUAUGGAAAGCACUGUUCCUCGGACAUAUCCGACCACUGAUUUGGCAGGCUGCGCUGAGCUUGGUAACUUGCGUACUGAGCUUUGGGCCACAAGUUGCCUUGUAUGGUAUCCUGAAAUCGCUGGAAGAGCGGUCCGCUGGGUCGGGAGGUAAUCUACAUUCUUGGCUAUGGGUGGCAGCCUUAGGAGUGGUGAUUGUUGUGUCCUACAGCAUCGAGUCAUGGCUUUGGUGGAUAAUCUCAUCGCAGCUUUGGGUUCCUAUCUAUGAGGGGCUAUCAGCUAUCGUGUUCGCCAAAUCAAUGCGUUGCAAAGAUGUUAAGAAUAUGAAAUCAACAACGCAAGACAGUACCCCCGAUGAAGAAGAAACACGAGAGGAAAAGAGUCGCCAGAGCAUCAUGAAUCUAGCGGCGGUCGAUUCAAAGCGGGUUGCCGACUUCGCUACCUUCAACUACCUCAUUCCUUCGUGCAUCAUGCGUCUCUUGCUGGCUAUUGCUUUCUUGGCCCAUUUGCUUGGAUGGCGAAGUCUCCUAGCUGGACUGUCGGUGUCGGCUGUGAUAACUCCGCUGAAUACUUUCGUGACGAGGCGGUACUCGGCUGCACAGCAGGAAUUCAUGAAGGCUAGUGAUCAACGUACUUCAGCUGUAACCGAGGUACUGCAGGGGAUCCGACAAAUCAAGAUCUCUGCGCUCGAGCAACAGUGGCAAGAUCGUAUUACGGAAAAGCGUCGUGUUGAGCUCGGCCUUCUCUGGAAGACUUCGCUCUAUACUACGGGUUUGGUAUCAGUCUGGAUCUUAGGGCCGCUCAUGCUCUCAGCUGUCUCUUUGACUGUAUACGCCUUGAACUACGGGAACCUUCCUGCCUCGGUCGCAUUUACUGCGCUCUCUGUUUUUGGAAACCUGGAGUCUUCACUAGCCGGCCUUCCGGACCUCAUCUCGAAAGGGAUGGAAGCCAAAGUCAGUUCUGACCGCAUCGACAAGUAUCUUGCAUCCGCUGAAAAGGCCCCUUAUACCAGCGACGUCGAUUCGAUAUCGUUUGAUAGUGCCACCAUUGCAUGGCCAAGCGCAGAAGAAGAAAGUCGCAAGCUUCCAGAUAUGGGUGACCGCUUUGUCCUCCGUAACUUGAACGUCCAGUUUCCUUCGAAAGGGCUAAGCGUAAUUGCAGGAAAGACUGGGUCCGGUAAGAGCCUGCUCCUUGCUGCAAUCUUGGGCGAGUGCGACGUUAUACAGGGUUCGAUAGCAGUGCCGCAUUCACCUUCUCUCGAGGAACGACAGGACGACCGAGCUAUGCGUGACAACUGGAUCAUAGAUACGGCCCUGGCGUAUGUGGCACAGAACCCCUGGAUAGAGAAUGCAACCAUCCGAGACAAUAUACGCUUCGGCCUACCAUACAACUGGCGAAGAUACCGAAAGGUCUUGAUGGCAUCCGGCUUGGAAAAGGACCUCACAAUCCUACCCGACGGUGACAUGACUGAUGUCGGCGCGAACGGUAUCAACUUGAGUGGCGGACAACGGUGGCGCAUUUCCUUUGCCCGCGCGUUGUACUCCCGUGCUGGGAUUUUGGUUAUGGACGAUAUCUUCAGUGCUCUAGACGCCGAAACUGGUCGCCAUGUGUACGAGCAGGGACUUACUGGAUCGUUAGCAGAGAACCGUACAAGAAUCCUCGUUACACAUCACGUUGGACUGUGCUUUCCUCGCACCGACUAUUGUGUUCUUCUCGAAAAUGGAUAUAUGACGCACGCUGGACCGGUGGACCAACUACGGGCUGCGCAAGGCCUGACAGACUUCCUGCAAGAUUUAAAUGCUGAGAUGAGAGGUUUACAGGAUAGGGAGGUUGCACGCGAUGCGUCGCGUAAAAAGCGCUCCUCAGUUGGUCCUCCGCCGGCACCAACGGACAGUCAUGCUCCAAAACAGUUCACACAAGAUGAAUAUCGUGCCACCGGGUCCAUCCCGAUGAAGGUAUACACAGCAUACAUGACAAAGGACAAUAGUUGGCUGGCAUGGACGCUCACUUUCUUAACGUAUGCAGGCUUUAUGGCUCUCUUAGUCGGUCGAUCCUGGUGGGUCAGUGCCUGGACGAGCUCGAAGCCAACGUCUGGUACGGUGAACUCAGGUACAACAUGGGAUUAUACAGUGCAACGAUUCAAGGAGGUUCGAGUUGACAAUGAUCUUAUGUUCUACCUUGGUGUCUACCUGGCCUUGUCGGCUGCCGCCUGUGUCAUAGGCACGCUACGACAGUUAGCAAUAUCUUACGCAUCAUUGAAAUCCUCCCGUCAACUGUUUGACGAUCUACUUGCGGUGGUUCUUCGGGCGCCUAUGCGAUGGUUGGAUACAGUGCCUCUCGGUCGGAUCUUGAACCGAUUCACAUCCGACGUCUAUACGAUAGAUUGGCGACUCGCUUUUGACCUUGGGCACUUUGUGUACAAGGUGCUGGAACUGGCAGGCAUUAUGGUUGCUGGCUUCCUCGUCUCGCCAGUACUCCUUGUUUUUGCCUGCCUGUUGCUCGUCUUCUGUGUCUACCUGUCGAACUCGUAUCUCGCUGGUGCAAGAGAGCUCAAACGCCUGGAAAGCAAUUCGAAGAGCCCGGUGAUGGAACAAUUUGAUUCCAGUUUGGCUGGCUUGACCACGAUUCGUGCGUUCAAUAAGGUAGAGGUAUAUGUCCGACAGAUGUACUCAAAGAUCGACCGACACGCACAAACAGUAUGGAAUUCAUGGCUCUUUAAUAGAUGGUUGGCCUUCCGAAUGAGUAUUGUUGGUGCCAUCUUCUCUACAGGAGCAGCCGCCCUAGUUGUGUACGUCCCAACUAUUCCUGCAGCCCUAGCAGGCUUCGCAAUUAGCUUUGCUCUGCAGUAUAACUACGCCGUGUCCAUGGGCCUCCGCUUCUAUGCAGAGAUGGAAAUGGACAUGAACUCCACCGAGCGUGUUCUGGAAUACUCUGACCUCGACACAGAAGACCAGGGGGGCUACGAGCCACCAGCCGCAUGGCCUUUGCGCGGUCGCGUCGAGGUAGACAACCUGGUAGUCGCCUAUGCGCCCGAUCUCCCACCAGUGCUGAACGGACUCAGCUUCAACAUGGAGCCCAACCAAAGAGUCGGUGUUGUGGGUCGCACGGGUGCUGGAAAGUCAUCAUUGACAUUGGCUUUAUUCCGAUUCUUAGAAGCUCGAAAGGGUCACAUCGUUAUUGAUGGUCUGGAUGUGUCGAAAAUGACACUUCAGGCACUCCGGAGCCGCUUGGCCAUCAUACCCCAAGACCCUGUUCUUUUCUCGGGAACCGUGCGGUCUAAUCUGGACCCGUUCCAUGAGUACACGGACACGGAGCUCUACAAUGCGCUGGAACGUGUACAUCUCCUUUCGUUUGAGGAUGCUAUCACCCUUGCUUCACAGUCUCAACAUGAUUCUUUUAGCGGAAGCGAUACAUUGGCGUCAACCCCCAUCUCACCUACCACAGGAUAUUCCAAACCUUCCAGCUUCUUUACCUCAUUGUCGGCUCCGAUUUCCGAGGGCGGAUUAAAUAUUUCUCAAGGUCAGCGCCAGCUACUCUGUCUUGCUCGGGCCAUUGUCGCCCAGCCGAAGAUAAUGAUCCUGGAUGAGGCCACUUCCGCUGUGGAUAUGGAGACAGAUGCCCUCAUCCAACGGUCUAUCCGAUCUGAAUUUGGGCGUCACGACUCCUCCCUGCUAGUCAUCGCUCAUCGACUUAGCACGAUCGCUGACUUUGAUCGGAUCCUUGUAAUGGACGCAGGUAAGGCCGUUGAAUUUGGGCCACCUCUAGAACUACUCGGAAUUGAGGGUGGAGUAUUCAGAAACCUAGUUGAGAACAGCGGCGAGAGAGCAGUGUUGGAAGAGAUGAUUCUUGGAAAGCGAAAUUGA